AUGGCACAGUGCGAAACUAGUCUGUCUGCCUUCGUCUUCUCUUCCAGCACUGAACAAUGGCAAGCUACUGCAUCCAAGAAUUUGAGAGAUUUGGGCCUUGACAGGUUCGAGUCGAUCACCAUGUCACAUGGCCCCGUUUCUUGUCAGAGGCGCCAUUAUGCUUAUGGUUGCUUCUACUGGGACUGGGUUGUGAUAAGCAUAAAUAAGUUGCUUGUGUUUGACACCAUCAGGAUGGAAUUCUCUGUUGCUGACCUCCCACCUGGAGAUUGGAGUAUGCAAGGUUUAGCCUUUGUGGAGGCAGGGGAAGGCAGGCUUGGGAUGUUGUGUUUCGAUGGUGAAUUCGCAUCUCAUCUCAGUCUCAGUUAUGCCAUUGUGCAUAACAGUGGUGAGAGUCCCAACCAGUGGCUGAUGGAGAAGACAAUCUCACUAGAUUCUGGGUACCAUUAUUUUAUCAAAGCUGUAACAGAGAGGUGUUUGCUAUUGAUGAGAACAGAAUCCCUGCCAGGUUCACCUAUAGAGAAGCCACUCCUUGAGUAUUUCACAAUGGACAUGGAGACAUUGCAGCUUCAGAGGGUUUGUGCGAAACGGUUCAAGCUCAGGCUACCCACGUCAAGCAUAUAUGCCUACUUUUUUCAAACCGGGAUAUAUACCAACUUUCCACCAUCGUUGUCACCUCCACGGACAGUAUGA
Molecule: messenger RNA, 690 nt
Organism: Triticum turgidum subsp. durum (durum wheat)
Lineage: Eukaryota; Viridiplantae; Streptophyta; Magnoliopsida; Poales; Poaceae
Source: the annotation of a GenBank genome assembly